This is a messenger RNA of Menidia menidia (Atlantic silverside), 1679 nucleotides long. Lineage: Eukaryota; Metazoa; Chordata; Actinopteri; Atheriniformes; Atherinopsidae. The record is from the annotation of a GenBank genome assembly.
AGAGAGAGAGAGAGAGCGGGAGAGAGAGAUGGGGGGAGCAAGACAGAAAGAAGCAGCAGGAGGUGGGCUGUAGGACUUCUUGUUCCAGUCAGGCAUCAGGGGCAUUACAACUCAAGACAGCCUUGGCUAGCCUUUGCAAAACCAACAACUGCUCUGCUCCUGGCAACACCACGUGAAGACUACCUUUUUCCAUUUUUAAAAGCAAUGUGCCACUGCUGAAGAGAGCACAAAAAAACUAUCUGCUGUCUACACAAAGUGAAACAGCUGCAAGCACAGAAGUCAGACGAGUGCAAAAAGAAAGAAAGAACUGAAAAGGGAAAAGAGUGAAGCACAAAGACGAGAACAGGCGUCAAAAACACAAAAAGGACUGAGACACAACACUCAAGCUGCAGCCAGUCAGAGUCAGUGGAAUGGACCACGGUGCCAGUUGGAUCAAUCCCCAGGUUCCCACACUGCUGUCUGAGGAAGAGGGCUGAGGAACGGCUGCAACAACUACCAACUCCUGAACGAGGAUGAAUGGAGAUGUUCUUUAGGUAAACCUUAAAACAACGCUCUCUGCAACCCGCCUGUUUUAGCUGGAACAGCACGAGCAAACAGCUGGAGCAAGAGGAGGUUGUGGAGAGGAGUCAGGGGGCCCAGAGCACUUCGAGUGCCUCUGGCCCAGAGGAGACGAGUGGGCAGCUCAGUGAGGAAGAACAGGAGCCGCAGGGGGGACACCACGGAGGGGGAGAGGUGGCGGGGGCCGGGCGUCACAUGGCCGUGCAGAGGCUGGUGGCGGCAGCGGUGGUGGUAGCCCUGCUGUCCCUGGUCCUAAACAAUGUCGCAGCCUUCACCCCCAGCUGGGUUCUUCAGGCUCUGGAGGACGGACGUAAGCGGAACGUGGGACUGUGGAGAAUGUGCCCUGGUGGAGCGGAGAAGGGCCGCGAUGACAUCCAAGCUGGAAACAGGAUGCAAGCCACGCAGAGGCAGUGUGAAAGCCUCGGAUGGGGCUCUGAUUACGCAGGCUACCAAGAAUCACGCAGCACUGUGAAAUUGCAGUUCAACAUGAUGCGAGCCUGUAACCUAAUAGCGACAGUGGCCCUGACUGCUGGUCAGCUGAUCUUCCUUCUAGGCCUGGUGGAGCUGCCCUUCAUCACACAAGAAUCCCAGUGGUGGGAGGAGGCCAUCGCUGCCCUCUUCCAGCUAGCUAGCUUUGUGCUCGUGAUUGGACUCGUGACCUUCUACAGGAUCGGGCCCUACACACACCUUUCCUAUUCCUGCUACAUGGACAUAGCAGCUUGCCUUCUGGCCACGCUGGCCGCAGCCAUGCUCAUCUGGAACAUUUUACACCGACGAGAUGACUGCCUCGCGCCUCCACUCAUCAUCAUCAGUCCACGGCUGGCAUCGCCCCUUUACCCACGACUAGACAACGACUACGUGGAGUCGCCUUGCUGAACUAUGUGACCUAACUCAAAGAAAAAGCCAACAAUGACUGAUCGCACAAGGGACCGGCCUGUCAUUGGCAACUGUGUGUGUGUCCCGUGACUCUCAGAAGAAUGGGGCACUCCUAUGGCUCCACAGUGGCUGAAGGAAUACAUGCCAUAUAUUUCCUCCUUGUUCAAUAUAUCAGACUUACUUUGCUGCUUAAAGCACAAGAAUCACCUAUUCUAAGAUAAUAAAUAAAUAAAUAAAUAUAUAUA